Messenger RNA from Bemisia tabaci, 459 nucleotides. The record is from RefSeq and is a predicted model, not a curated record. NCBI's taxonomy places the organism in Eukaryota, Metazoa, Arthropoda, Insecta, Hemiptera, Aleyrodidae.
GGGUAAGGUUGCACCACAAAACUAGCAUCUUCAACAGGUUCACUAUAAAUACCGCGGAUCCACCGGUAUCGUUACCAUUCCGUUUUUACUUCGACAACUCCACCGGACACCACCAUGGCUUUUAAGAUUGCUCUUCUCGCUGCCGUUUUGGCGAUAGCUUCUGCUAAGCCUGCCCCGCAGGUCUACCAGACAGUAGCCCACGCUCCGGUCGCCUACCACGCCCCAGUCGCCACCUCCUACGUCUCACCCUCCGUCGCCACCUACCACGCACCCGCAGUCGCCACCGCCUACCACGCUCCUGCAGUAGCCGCCUACCAUGCACCUGCAGUCGCCACCGCCUACCAUGCUCCUGCAGUGACCGCCUACCACGCACCUGCAGUCGCCACCGCCUACCACGCUCCCGCCGCCGUAGCGACCUCCUACCACGCCCCCGCUGCCGUGGCCACCUACCACGCACCA